Debaryomyces fabryi is the source of this 393-nucleotide messenger RNA. RefSeq names its product Rad59p (gene RAD59). Lineage: Eukaryota; Fungi; Ascomycota; Pichiomycetes; Serinales; Debaryomycetaceae. Gene Ontology annotation, biological process: carbohydrate metabolic process. The transcript has a single exon. The record is from RefSeq and is a predicted model, not a curated record. Gene Ontology annotation, molecular function: hydrolase activity, hydrolyzing O-glycosyl compounds. The coding region runs from base 1 to 393 and encodes 130 amino acids.
AUGAAUAAUAACUUAUGGGACGAUGCCUAUAGCGAUGAGACCACUAAUUCGUCAACGGUAGUCUUUUUCCCAGACAUGUCUGAAUUUGAAGAUAAAGCUCAAAGAGAAGAAGAAGAUAAUUCAAAUGAAGGAAUUAUUUCAGACUGGGCUCUCAAGAAGAUUGGAACUUUGCAAGCACGCUUAGAAGCGAUGCAAAGUGCCAAAGACUCAAAGCGAUUCACUGGAUCACACUUUUACCUGAAAUUUGCAUCAAACGUUAUUUUUAACUUGGCAAACGAAGUAUUUGGCUACAAUGGAUGGUCAUCUGAGAUUAUCAGUUACCAUUGGUACACGAGCAUCUUGAUGAAGAAACUAAUGAAUAUUCAGUCAAAUAUAAUGUUGUUGCUCGUAUAA